Molecule: messenger RNA, 1802 nt
Organism: Pieris rapae (cabbage white)
Lineage: Eukaryota; Metazoa; Arthropoda; Insecta; Lepidoptera; Pieridae
Exons: 3
Coding region: 71-1021 (316 amino acids)
Source: RefSeq, a predicted model, not a curated record
UGGAGCCCAUUUAUCGAGGAAGAAUAUAACGCUGUUAAAUUUUAUGCGGUUACAAUCAUAGAACGCAAUAAUGUAUACCGAAGCUACAUUUUACAGAUCACCGUCAGUCCGAGAAUUACUUUCCACUCAAACGCGCACAUUCAAGAUGCAGUGUUUUAUCUGCUUUGCUUACCUCGUGAUCGUAUGCACCGCACACCCACCGAAAGAUCGAGAAAGUCCCAACCAACAACGACGAUCGCUUUUCCAUGACGUCAUAGAAUCACUUCGUAUAAGAGCACAAUUACCUGAAGAAUUUUCGGAGGAAGAAAAUCAUCUGAAACAAAGCUACGAUAAAUAUAACUACGAAAAUGAUCUGAACCUACCAGACGACUUUGACUUCAUUCCAAGAAGAAACGAUAGACUGGAAAUGCCUACAUUAAAAUAUCGUUUCCCAAAAAACCUAGACAUCAAUGACACUAAAGGUGAAAGUGCAAAAGAAGAAAUUGUUCUAUACAUAAACUCGCCAGAAGAAAGUGAAACUACCACGUUCAAACCGAAAAAGACGAAACGCCCAAGGCCGACUAUCAAAAACAAAAUCAAAACAAAAGAAAGUGAAGAACCAGAGGGUGAACAAAAACCAGUAACAAAUUCGUUAACUGGUUUGAGUCAAAUUGGUAAUCGGGAAUCGCAAACUGUAGUAAAACCCACAGUGAUUGUCAAUUUCAGAGGAUCUGUUAGUAAUAGGGAGAGUGACAUACGUUUAGAAAGACGAAAGAAUGUAACGAGGAGUGAAACAGUGCCACAAAAUAUUUUUAACAUUAAUCAAGAGAUUAAACUAGAAAGAUCUGUUCCGAAUUUAGGAAAUAGGGGAGAUGCAAGCGUGCCACUUAAAGCAAGCAAGCAUGCAAUUAAGCAAGAUGUUACAAUAGAGACUGAAGGCAGAACUAACGUUGAAGAAGACAUGAUGAUGUGCGAGUCAAAUUCGUGGAAAAAAGGUGAUAAAAAUGGUAGGCAGCUACUACAAAUUUUGCUAACAGUUUAAAUAAUAGAAAGUCGUCCUAAUUUAAUUUACAUAAAAAUAUUUUCUAAUCCUAAUUCGUAUUUCUGAUUAAUUUAAGCAUCAGUAAAGAAUUUAGUUUAAUCAAACUACUUGUAAGAUAGAAAAAUUCGUUUGUUAUUAUAUUUAUGAAUGUCAUAGAUUAAUGUAAUAUUUAGGAGUGUUGCAAAAAUUACUUUUUUUAACUAUGGAAAUAUGAACUGAAAAAACUAAUUUCAUCUUAUGUAGCUUAAUAUAACCUAUUUCAAUACAAGUUUAUUAACGAAUACUGAUUAGUUUAUUUUAAUAUUUUUAUCAUAAACUUAUUUUUGUAUUUAUUUGUAAUUAUAUAUAUUAAAAAUAAUUCUUAUGCAAUGUAGGCGGGUAAGCCUAGUACGACAAAUUACGUUCUAUAUAAAAUAAAUAAUUAUUAGGAAUAAAACAAGUCUGAAUAAUUUGUAUGCUAAUUCUUAAGACAUAAAAUGUUUAUUGUAUAACGGCUUUCCUUUUAAAAUAACUUGGCAUUUCUAGAAGCAAGGAAGCCACAAGUGGGUAAGUUAAAUACAAAAUGCUUGACGUUUUUAUUUAAGUCUCCAUAACAAUAAAGUUAUUGCUCAUAACAUUAUAAUUUUUAAUAAGAAGUCCUUAUAUGUUUUGUCUCAUUAAUAUAUUAUAGGUAGACGGAAUCUACCUAUAUACUAUAUGCUCAUUUAAAACUUGCUUGUACGGUGAAAUAAAUUAUCGUGAGGACACUUAGACCUAAAAGUCGAUGUGGCACAGACGGCUG